Molecule: messenger RNA, 798 nt
Organism: Daldinia caldariorum
Lineage: Eukaryota; Fungi; Ascomycota; Sordariomycetes; Xylariales; Hypoxylaceae
Exons: 2
Coding region: 1-798 (265 amino acids)
Biological process (GO): poly(A)+ mRNA export from nucleus
Cellular component (GO): nucleus
Source: RefSeq, a predicted model, not a curated record
AUGUCCGACUACGCCUCCCUAAAGGUCCCAGAGUUGAAGAAACUUCUUCAAGAGAAGUCGUUACCUGUGGCUGGUAACAAGGCCGACCUAAUCGCUCGUCUGCAAGAUCACGACAAGUCCCAGAAUCCCGCUCCCGUUCGCGAAAACGAGGACGAAAUUGAUUACAGUGAUGAUGAUGUCCCUGCCACUUCCAAGCCCGCGGAAGCUGCGAAAGCUGCCGAGCCCGUGGAGCCAACACCUGCUCCAGCUGAGGAGAAGCCUGGCGAGCCUAGCGAGCCGGUGACAAGUGCGCCAGAAGCUGCUGCGACGACAGAACAGCCGGCCGACGAGGACGCUAAAGAACCCGCAAAGACGGAGGCACCAAAAGAAGAUUUCUCUGCACACCUUCCUGCAUCCAACGCAGAUGAAGAGGCACGCAAGCGCGCCGCACGAGCUAAACGGUUUGGCGUAGUUGAAAAUGACGAGGAUAAGAAGAAAGCUGAGCGCGCUGAGCGUUUUGGCGUAGAGCAACCUGCUUUGGUAAAGGGUCUCGACGAGGCGCUGCCUGAGAAGAGACCGUCAAAGCGAGGCCGCGAAGGUGGCAAUGCCGAAGGCGAACGAGGCGCGAAGCGACAAAACCCUGGUGGUCGACACCGAGGCAAAGGACGUUUCCGCCAAGGUGGAGGCGGUAGGCCAGGUGGACCUCGAAAGGAAAACAGACCGACUGGUGGUGCAAAGGGGAAGUCUGGCAUCCUAAAUGACCCGUCCGAAAGGGCGAAAGCUGAGGCACGGGCAAAGCGUUUCGCUGGCGGCUCUUAA